GGGCGGCUCCUGGUGUUGGAAGUGGAGAGAUACCAAUAUUUUAGCCAGUUUCAACUAAUAAAAAAAAUCAUACACGAGAGAGGUGGCGUAGUAUAUUUUAAUGAAAGCUUUAUGUGUUUGUUUUUAUCUUAUAAAAUCCAAUAGAAGAGAGGGGGGACAAGGAUGGGAGGAGGAGGAGGAGGAGAGGGAGGGAGGAGGCAGGAGGAGCGAAGGGAUUCGAGAAAGGGGACAUGUCCCCCUCCAAAAGAAAUAUUGCAGUAAAAGCAAGAAGAAUGCAACAUCUUUGAGGACUUGCAAUCUCUGCGGAACUGAGAGAUGCCUCUUGAUAAUGUAAAUGCUUUUGACACCCAAUACUUCAGCAACAAAGAUUCAGAGCAUAGUUCAGUGACUUCAGUCCGUUCAACAUCAAAUUGUGUUGAUAAUUGUCCAUCCUUGUUGAAUCAAAGUGGCUCGCGCUUUCCACAAUCAACAUAUUUCAAUAACUUCUACAUGAAUAUGGGUUCCCUGGCACAACCUGAUAAUCAGAUGAAGCAACUGGGUGGUCAAAUGCCUGACCAGGACUCAUCCUCGACUCAGUCAACCGGUCAAUCACACCAAGAAGUGUCUGGAACAAGUGAAGGCAACCUUCAUGAGCAAAGUAUUUCAGCACAAGCUGGUAAUGAUAAGAGAUGUGGAAAGCAGGUUGAGGGUCAGGUGAACUCAGUUUUAUUCCUAGGGACUCCAGAAGCUGCCUUUGUAUCUCCAAGACUUGAUUAUGGCCAGUCUUUUGCUUGUGUCCCUUACACCUAUGCUGAUCCAAGCUUUGGCGGUGUGCUGGCUGCAUAUGGGUCACCUGCUAUAAUUCAUCCUCAAAUGGUGGGAAUGGCCCCUUGUUCUCGUGUUCCACUGCCUCUUGAACCUGCUGCAGAGGAACCCAUCUACGUCAAUGCAAAACAAUACCGUGCAAUACUCCGAAGGAGGCAGCUGCGUGCAAAGUUGGAGGCUCAAAAUAAGCUCAUCAAAGUUCGAAAGCCAUACCUUCACGAGUCUCGGCAUCUUCAUGCAAUGAAAAGAGCAAGGGGAUCCGGCGGCCGCUUCCUAAAUACAAAGCAGCAGCAACAGCCCCCGCCGCCCCCGCCUUCGCCUUCUAUUAGCAGAGGUUUGGGGAUUCUCUCAGCCUCUAAUCUCGACUCUGAAAAUGGUCCCAUUGGUUCAUCUGCUGCUCCUACCAGCUCUGAUGUCGCAAGAGUUUCCACCAGCGGAGGAAUGUUAGAACAGCAGGAUCACCUCAGCUUCUUGUCUGCUGAUUUCCACUCCCACGUCAGGAGUACUCAAGGUGGAGGUGACAUAAUAGAGAACGGGUCCCAACCUCGGAUCACCAUCAUGCGGUAAAACAUGGGGAAUCGGCCUGAUGGUGUUUCCCUGGCAAUUCAUCCUUGGCUUAUGGUAUUUCGUCAGAAAUGCUUCAUUUUCAUAUGGUAGCAAGACUUGAUAGGACUCAAAAUGAACAUUCAAAUUGUAAUAUAAGUGCUUGACACCUUGUUUUGGAUAUGUUUAUGGAUAAAUAGAUAGAGUAACGACAUGUGGAGUUGUAUCCUCUAGCAACUAGAUCUGCUCUCGAGGACUUGAUUGGAGGGCGAGAAUUUCAAGUUAAGAUCUUUUGGGGGAA
Molecule: messenger RNA, 1648 nt
Organism: Phoenix dactylifera (date palm)
Lineage: Eukaryota; Viridiplantae; Streptophyta; Magnoliopsida; Arecales; Arecaceae
Product: nuclear transcription factor Y subunit A-6-like
Biological process (GO): regulation of DNA-templated transcription
Cellular component (GO): CCAAT-binding factor complex
Molecular function (GO): DNA-binding transcription factor activity; DNA binding
Source: RefSeq, a predicted model, not a curated record